CGAGUCACUUUGUGUGGUAGCACGACCAUGACUUGCCGGCACCAACUUACCCAUUGCAGUAGGUUUCGGGGAAAAGUGUUGAAAACGGCAUGCAACGUGCCGUGUACGCAUGAGGUGUGUGUGGGCUCUGCCGUUCUUCUGCCGUGCUUCGGUACCAUUCACGUCGCUAGCGCCUCCGUCGCGUCGAAGCCGCCGAAGAACGCGUCGCGUCUCCCCCCUCCGAUUGCUCUGCAACGACAUACAACACAUUACGCCUACGAUCAAACCACCAAAGCUAUACGUCAAGAAGGAUGGCAGAACCACAGGAAGACGUUCAGAUGGACACCCAAGAAAUUGAGCUGGAAACACCGCCCUCAGAUGUCUUCAUGGCACCUUCAAUAUCCAAGCCAGGCAUUCUCGGCGGAAAGUCGUAUUCGCACUUCUCACCAAUACCGAAACGAAUAGCAGACGACAUGUCCGCAGAAGUCGUGCUAGGUGUUGAUGAAGCUGGACGAGGUCCUGUCUUGGGACCCAUGGUGUACGGACUCUUCUAUCUACCCAUCGAACUGCAUCACUCUCUCCUCGCCGAAACGCACCACUUCGAUGACUCCAAGGUCCUGACUCCUGAAGUCCGCACAGAUUUAAUGCGCAAGCUCUGCACCAAGGGCUCAGAUCUCUACGAGGCCGGCGGAUGGGCAACACGCGUCAUGUCAGCUCAAGACAUCUCAGCGCACAUGUUAUCCCCCAACGUAUACAAUCUCAACGCCCAAGCAAUGGAUGCCACCAUAGACCUGAUCAAGGAGGUGCUGGCUCAAGGAGUGAAUGUCAAGGAGAUCUACAUCGACACCAUUGGCAAACCAGAAAUUUACCAGAAGAAGCUAGAGAGGAUAUGGCCUACAAUACGGAUUACAGUCGCGAAGAAGGCCGAUAGUCUAUACCCUUGUGUCAGUGCGGCAUCAGUGUGUGCCAAGGUUACCCGGGACGCCGCCCUGGACGUCUGCUACGAACCCUACCAGAAUCGCGCUACCGAGGCGAACGAAGAUGCUGAAGUCAAGGUGGCUUGGGGCUCCGGAUACCCGUCGGACCCAAGGACACAGACCUGGCUGAAGCAGAACAUGGACCCUCUUUUUGGCUGGGGUAGCGAGACUCGCUUUUCGUGGGGAACCGCCAAAGAGCUUCUAGAAGGGAAGAAACCCGACGUCGCUAUCGAAUGGCCUACGGAAGACGAUGGCAACGACAUGCGCAUGACAGACUUCUUUAGUGGUAAGAAUGAAGGUGGUGGAGACGAACUGGUUGACUGGUUCGGAAAGCGUGUUACCCAGGAGAUGGAUGUGUUCUGAUCGCGUGCGGAUACCGUACGAAAUCGACAGCACCAGCUCAACCACAAUCCGCACGUUGGAUAUUCUGAACGCAAUCAGUGAUGAAAUUGGCACCGCGCAAACUGCCUAUAACUUGAUUCGGAAAUCAAACUAUGCAGGGCAGAGUAUUCG
Messenger RNA from Alternaria alternata, 1469 nucleotides. Its product is annotated as ribonuclease HI large subunit. Gene Ontology annotation, biological process: DNA replication, removal of RNA primer; mismatch repair. NCBI's taxonomy places the organism in Eukaryota, Fungi, Ascomycota, Dothideomycetes, Pleosporales, Pleosporaceae. The transcript is spliced from 2 exons. Gene Ontology annotation, molecular function: RNA binding; RNA-DNA hybrid ribonuclease activity. Gene Ontology annotation, cellular component: ribonuclease H2 complex. The coding region runs from base 291 to 1319 and encodes 342 amino acids. The record is from RefSeq and is a predicted model, not a curated record.